Molecule: messenger RNA, 471 nt
Organism: Malurus melanocephalus (red-backed fairy wren)
Lineage: Eukaryota; Metazoa; Chordata; Aves; Passeriformes; Maluridae
Product: putative lipid scramblase CLPTM1
Exons: 3
Coding region: 210-461 (83 amino acids)
Cellular component (GO): membrane; endomembrane system
Source: RefSeq, a predicted model, not a curated record
GGGGUGAUUUUUGGGAAUUUCUCCCCGCAGACAUCCAGUUCUGGAACAGCCGGCAGUCCCUGGAAGGGCUCUCCGUUCGCUCCGUGUUUUUCGGGGUUUUUCAGUCUCUCGUGGUGCUGCUCUACAUUUUGGACAACGAGACCAACUUCGUGGUGCAGCUCAGCGUCUUCAUCGGGCUCCUCAUCGACCUCUGGAAAAUCACCAAAGUCAUGGACGUGCGGCUGGACCGAGAGCACAAAGUGGCCGGGAUGUUCCCCCGUGUGAGCUUCAAGGAUAAAUCCACCUACGUGGAAUCGUCCACCAAAAUUUACGAUGAUAUGGCAUUCCGGUACCUGUCGUGGCUGCUGUUCCCUCUGCUGGGUUGUUACGCYGUGUACAGCCUGCUCUACCUGGAGCACAAGGGUUGGUACUCGUGGGUGCUCAGCAUGCUCUACGGCUUCCUGCUGACCUUUGGUGAGUGAAAAAUCCCAA